UGCCAGUGUUGCGAGAGCGCCGGAUCAGGGCUUAGUUGUUUUCCGCGCGAGAGAGCGAACGUGUGUGCGUGCGUGUGUGUGUGUGUGUUUUCGUUCACGAUCUCGAAUAUUUUUCACGUGUUAGAGAAAGUUGCGGGAUCCAUUAUACAUCGUGGGUGCAUGUGUGCGUGCGUGUGUGCUAGUGUGGGUGUGUGUUUCCCUCGAACGAGUGUUUUUGUUUAAAAACGAAAAAUUCGAGGGAAAAGGUUAAAAAAUAGUACGGGAAAACAACGGGGAAACAAAAAUGCCGCCAAAGAAACGGGACAAAGAGGUGGACGGGCAAAAAGCUCCGCGAAUGGAUCAGAUACAAGCGGAUCAUGAGCUCUUCCUGCAAGCUUUCGAAAAACCCACACAAAUAUACCGGUUUCUACGUACUAGAAAUCAAAUAUCGCCGAUAUUCCUGUACAGAAAUUUAUCGUACAUGCGACAAAGAAUGUCUCGGACUCACAAAUCCCGGCGCGGAUUCAGAAUCGAUACGAUCUUGGAGCGAUUAUUAUCGAAGAAUAACGAGGAACAAAAUAACGGUGUUCGUGGCUACAUGACUUUAACUUUUUUAGGUUUUUACGAUAAGAAAGUCGAAAGUUCUCAGGAUCCUGUGAAGGUUGAAACUUUGUUGUUAAAAAUUUGUCACAAAAAGCGGAAAGACGUGAGCUCGCCGAUUAUGCAGGUAUCCGUCGGUACAAGCGAAGUCCCGAUAAAUCCGUCGGAAAAUCAGCCACCCCCGAAAGCUCCGACUAUUUCGAUACCCAAUGAAUCUUUCAGCUUGAACAAUGGACACAUCGCUAAAACGUAUAUGCUCCUGUUGAGGGUUUAUUGCACAUCAAACAACGCCUGCCUUAUACAUAACUGUGAUUUAGAUGAACCAGCACAGAAAAGACGCAAGUCGUCAUCGGGUUCGAUGAAGCCGAACGGCGAAGAAGUAAAGCUGUAUGGCUCGGAAUUAAUCGUAUACGACAAACACAAUCGCUGUCUAUUGACGGACGGUGAUUAUGAAUUAGGUUUGCAGGAAGUACAAACGAACGUAAGGUCAAGUCCAAAAAAGCACAAUUCCUGGGAGACAAUUGCCGACAUAAAAGAGUGCGAACCGUUCGAGGUUUUGAGCAGGGGUCCCACUCUGAAAUUUCGACUUUGUUGGACGACCGAACCGAGUCUUGGUCUCGUCGAUCGACCAACCCUCCUGAGACCAUUACCUAAUGGUGACAAUAAAGAAAAUCGUCCGGGUAACACUGAACUUGAUCGAUGUUCGACGAAUCAUAACAACAACAACAACAAUAACAAUAACAACAACACGUCACUGCCAAAUUCUAGUCCGUUGACACCCUCGAAAAUGUCGGUGCCGGUCGAAAAGAUCGAGACAUCGGGUGGAACACAGCAAAUUGUAUAUCAAUUUUUGUACAAUAAUAAUAGCCGCCAACAGACCGAAGCAUGCGAGGAUCUUCACUGUCCUUGGUGCUCUUUGGAUUGCGGCAAGCUUUAUUCUCUACUCAAGCAUCUUAAAUUAUGUCAUUCUCGAUUCACCUUUACAUACGUGCCAAUUCCACAAGGGGCGAGAAUCGACGUAGCGAUAAACGAAUGUUACGAUGGUUCGUACGCGGGAAGUCCUCACGAAUUGAUAUCACAACCAUCCGGUGUUGCCUUUUCGAGAUCGGGACCGACCAGACGAACGAGCGUCACGAAUAUUCUCGUUUGUAGACCAAAAAGAACUAGGCCAAGUUUGUCCGAAUUUUUGGAACUCGACGAGAACGAAUUCGAGAGCCAACGACCUUACAUAACUGGUCAUAACCGGUUGUAUCACCAUACCGUGACGUGUUUGCCGAUCUAUCCAAAGGAAUUGGACAUCGAUUCGGAGGGCGAGAAUGACCCGAAGUGGUUACAGACCCGAACGAUGAUGAUGAUAGACGAUUUCACGGACGUGAACGAGGGUGAAAAGGAGUUGAUGAAGAUGUGGAAUUUGCACGUAAUGAAAUACGGCUACGUGGGUGAUUGUCAGAUUCCAUUGGCCUGUCAGAUGUUUUUGGAGACGAGGGGCAAAGAAUUGUUGAUGAAAAAUUUGUAUCGGAAUUUCGUGUUGCACAUGAGCAGCCUUUUCGAUUUUGGUCUGGUCAGUCCGGUAGUUUUGUACCAGACGAUACAAAAAUUGCAAGAAAUAAUGAAAGAGGCGGGCGAGGACAGUGACGUGCGGAAAAUACUGCAAAAAUCGCACGAGGCCCAGGUAGAAAAAUGGAUAACGACGGGAAUUCACGCAUCCAUGACAACGAGUAAACAAAGCGUAUCAGCGAGCGCUAAGACGAAUUUCAACAACGAGAUUUCCAACGGUAACGCCCGAAGAAAGACUUGUUUACCGAUCGGUUCGCCACCGAAUUCUCAGGGUGCCAAAAACAACGUGCAGCUUCACAAUUCGGUGAGCAAGCACGCAAGUAUGAUCGGCAAUUCGAAUAAAAUUUCUCCCCAUCCAUCGGCUAACCAUAUACCGGCGAAAGGUACAGUCAACAAUUUGACACCGAAAAACGCUGCUAACAGUUUACCGCCUAAAAGUACCGGAAGCAAUGUUAGCCCAAAAAUUGUAGGUAAUACAAAUCCACAAAAAGAAACGCUGCCGCGUCUUGAGCCAGUACGCCGAAAAAGUACUAAUUCGAUUGGCAAUGAGAGUUCUACCGCCCCACCGCCGCCUCCGCCGCUCCGUAGAAAAUCAAUGGCCACCGAAAACGUAAACGAAAUUCACAGACGAAAACUCGUACUCGAUUCACUACCCAAUCCUCCUCUAAAUUCCAAUCAAAAAAGUUCAAACGGCACCCUUCAUUAAGAAUUGUGUUCGUCGUUGAAAGAUCAUCCGGCGGCACGAUUUUUUCCACACCAUUUCUUUUAUUUCUUUUUUGUACAGUAUUUCUCGCCAAGUUAUCGCUAUUAAUGAUACUCGUCAUUUUUCCAAAUUAUUUUAUCCGAUUUCCAAAAGGUCACGUUUUUUUUUUUCAAUUUUCAUUUUACACCCAUGCCAUCAUUGGAAUUGACGAUAUUUACAUUGGAAUCAUCGACUAUUUUGCGAAUUCGUAAUUUUGUGUGAGAAAAUAUUUUUUUAGGGAAUAGCUAUUUUGUUUUUCAUUAGAAUUUUUCUACUCGUAUGGCUCAUUGUCAACGCUUCGGAUUCUCUGAGUUUUUUUAUUCGCGCGGGCGCUCCGCGUCUGCUCCUCUUUCAUAAACGAGAAAUCCAUUCGUUCGGUAAAUAAUCUUUCUCCUUUAUAAUUCGCCAAUCAAUGUAGUUACUCUAGUCAAAUAGGCCGCCUCAAUUUUUCCCCACUCUACCCAACUUCCCAACAAUAUCGGAGCCUCCCAAAAAUAAAAUGCAUCGGGUUUCGAAAGUGGUUUUUUCCGGCAUAAAAACCUCGCUUUCUUCUACGUCGAUUUUAGUUUGCCUCUUUCUGAGCUACUGCUCAUAAAUCAUUUCUCAAUCAAAUUUUUCAUAAAUCAUUUAAAAACAACCCUUUUUCGAUGCAUUCGAAUGAAACGUAUUCAUUUCAAAUUCUUGAUCAAAUCAAAUAUUGAACAAAAUUUAUCAUUCAUAGCGGAUAAAAAGAUAUUUCCUCAAUUGAUAGACAAAGAAAGAGAGUGAAAGAGUGCCUUCGUCAAACUGGAGGGUCUGUUGAUGAGAGGGACAGUCGGCAAUCUCCGAACCGCGAGAAGGAUCGAACGAAUUAUUUUAUUAUUAUUAUUAUUAUUAUUAUUAUUAUUAUUAUUAUAUUUGCGAACGAAAUCGUCGGGUGAUUAGUUCGCUAAAGUUGAGUGAAAAAGCAUAUAAAUUAAGUAAUUUUUGGUCUCAUUGUGGACCAUCGUUCUCCCAAACACUUGAUUCGGGAAAAAUAAGGUAAAAUUUUUCGUUCGGCAACGCUAUGUGUAUAAAUUUCAUGUAUAACUACGAAUACUGCCGUAGAUAGUUCAAACGAACCCGAACUCUUGCAUUUAUCAAUUAAACAAAUGUUUGUUUAGGUUAUUGUAUUGUAUUUUUGUUUUUUCGAACUAUUGACAAAACAUUUCUCACGACGACCAUCGACCAUUGAUCGCCAUUCUAUAUUAUUCGUUUACUAUUAGGAUGUAAAUAGCAAAAUGGAAUAUUCAAUAAAAUCUGUGGACACUAAAAAAA
This is a messenger RNA of Venturia canescens, 4174 nucleotides long. It is a transcript of the gene Su(z)12, whose product is annotated as Polycomb protein Su(z)12. Gene Ontology annotation, cellular component: RSC-type complex; ESC/E(Z) complex; nucleus. Gene Ontology annotation, molecular function: chromatin DNA binding. The record is from RefSeq and is a predicted model, not a curated record. Bases 284 to 2842 code for a protein of 852 amino acids. The transcript is spliced from 9 exons. Lineage: Eukaryota; Metazoa; Arthropoda; Insecta; Hymenoptera; Ichneumonidae.